AAAGAAUUGAUCACACGAUCGCGACCUCGCACAUCGUCUACUGGUGUCGGGCCAAUUAAUCAUGUUCUAUUCAUACAUCCAUAUCAUCUUCUAGCCUAGAUAACUCGAAGUCAUCCCCCGUUGGGCGGUCCAGUUCGUAUGCAGAGAUCAAUUGUCGAGGCUGUCCAAUUUGGGCAGCACUGAAGCUCUUGGCUGCGAAAGGAGACGGCCAGAAAAUGAGAUAACAUAUCGAAGCGCACAAGAUGCCAAUCAGGCCUCCAGCGAUAACAUCCUCUUUGUGAUGUCUCUACCUCAGCGAUUGGAUUAGAAUGAUGAUGGAGCUUGGAAGCGAGUUUCGCACGUAGUCUUCGAGUCUGGUGACUGCGACGAAGAUAGCCCAGCAGAGCGGGGCCAACGUCAGUGUGAAACGGGCCAGACGGCUUGACCGCAGCGAGCCAGAGGCGGCAGGAGAAUGGAAACACCACGCCGCAAGCUGUCCUGCUAGCCAGAACGACAAGAAUGUCAUCCCCGCAAAUGCAGCUGAUGAGUGGCCGGAUGGGAAGGAACGUCGUCCGUCGAGGAUAUCAUGAUGUUUGCUGCAGAAAUAAAGGUCCGUAUAGGUUCUUCGAGAUAAAAUGGAUCUCACCCUGUGCAAACAGACUCGACAGCAUCCCAUUUACAACGAGCGAGAAAAUCCGGUCGCAAUCUCCCUAGACCGAGUUAGCGGGGACAAGGCAAGGUCGAACAGGACCUGUUCUUCAAUGCGUUUGUGAACACCCGCGCCAGACCCCUGCCCGCAAGAAGCGCCAGCACCCCAUGAUGCACUGCGAAGAGUGAGCGCCGAUAGAUGCCGCCGGCCAGCGCAAGUGCCCCAGGCACAAUGAGCGCAAUGAGAUGGUUUGUUGGGCCGCUGAUUCUGCCCCAGUGCAAUCCGGUAAGUUGGGAAUAAGAGGGGUCACGAGCACUGACUGGCUUUUCGCAUGCGGAUGGCUGAUGAGUGUAUCAUCCAAACGAAAGUCACGUUCGAAAACUGGUAGUCGGGCUGCGACCUCAGAAAGGAUCCAGAAUGCUGUCACGACAAGCCUGUGUUCUUGGUAUUAGGCUAGGCUGAGACUUUGCUCUAGGGCGGACAGACCAGUCAGUGAGAUACGAUCUGUCAGGCCAGUCAAAUGCAUCAUUCCCGAACACUCUCCUGAUUCUCGUUCGCAGUGACAUCGUUGUCAGUGACAGAGCGCGGGGAAGCGUGGGAACUUGUGGGAACCCCUGCCGGGGUCCGUGCAGACUUCAAAAACGCCAUCGUCACACGCGUUACGUGUCGCGUCCGUGACAGUUCCUCUCUCUUCUUACUUCACUGCUCCAUCUCCAUGGCCAAGGACAAACCUUCUGCGAGCAUCAAAGCCAAAGCCAAAGCCAAAGGUCAAAAGUCGAUCCAAUCGUUCUUCAAGAAACCCGCUGCCUCCAAGGCCAAAGGUAGAGCGAAAGCCACCGACGACGAUUCGGAUGGUGCAGCGCAGGAGGACGAGGUCGUUGUCGCCGACGGAGACGACGGAGACGCGGUAAUUGGAAGUGAAGCUGUGUCUUCGGACGACGAAGGCCAAAACGCGACCCGCACCACUACCACAUCCUCCACACGAGACCUCGCGAAAGUCAUCCCUGAGAUGUCCGAGCUACCCCCAAUCAACGAGAUUCCGGCCAUCUUCGCCGACCUCGUAUCACGCAUCCCCAGGAUACAAUCCGUCGCGCAGCGCCUCGCGGGCCGCAAGCUUCGCGUUGCUACGAUGUGUUCCGGCACUGAAUCACCCUUACUGGCACUGGAGUUGAUUGGGAAGGCCGUUCUCGACCAGCACCAGUUGGGCCUGGAUGUCGAGCACGUCUUUUCGUGUGAAAUUGAGCCCUUCAAACAGGCUUACAUAGAACGAAAUUUCCACCCUCCGUUGUUGUUCAGAGAUGUCUGCGAGUUGGGCGGGGAUGAAGCACAUACUGCAUACGGUGCACUCAAACCUGUUCCCGGCAAUGUGGACCUGCUUGUCGCCGGGACAUCUUGCGUUGAUUACUCCAACCUCAACAACGAGAAACAGGACAUCGACGCUAAAGGUGAAUCUGGGCAGACUUUCCGUGGGAUGAUGUCCUGGGUCAAGCGUCACCGUCCGCCGCUCGUGAUUUUGGAAAAUGUGUGCUCGGCCCCAUGGCCUCGAGUUGAGGAAGAAUUCGAGAAGAUUGGCUACGCUGCUCGGUUUGCCCGAUUUGACACGAAGCAGUAUUACAUUGCGCAUACCAGGACGCGGGUGUACUUGAUCGCUGUCGACAUGCGAGGGAAGAGCAAAGACGUGACGAGUUCGAAGCCUGGCUUCAAGUGGAAGAAGAAGCACACAAGGGAUGAUGACUCGGACGCGGAGCCCGACUCUGGAAUCACUGACGAGUGGUACCGGUUGGUCACCGAGGACCUGAAGCGACCCGCGUCUUCACCUUUGGACGCAUUUCUGCUCGCGACGGACGAUCCACGAAUCCACGAAGCACGACAAAAGCUGGUCAAGGAGAGCUAUAAUGCAGUUGACCGCAAGACGGGGAGGACAGAUUGGAAUCGAUGUGAGCGACGACAUGAGCGUGCUAGAGUCGAGGAGAUGUUGGGCAAGAAGCGACCACUAACAAACUGGGAAGAUGGCGGGUCGUGUCGUAUGCCUGAUUACUGCUGGGCUGACUGGGGCGUUGGUCAAGUCGAGCGUGUCUGGGAUCUGAUGGACAUCUUGUUCCUCCGCUCAGCGAAGAAAGGCAUCGACCCGUCGUACAAAACCUCAGUGUGGAAUCUCUCUCAGAACGUGGACCGUUCUCUGGGUGCGCGGACCGGAAUAUCCCCGUGUCUCACUCCGUCGAUGAUUCCGUACAUCACGAACCGCGGCGGGCCAAUGGUGGGGCUGGAGGCGCUCUCGAUGCAAGGCUUACCUGUGGACAAAUUACUUCUAACGCGUGAGACGGAGGAUCAGUUGGCCGAUUUGGCAGGGAAUGCCAUGUCGACUACUGUCGUCGGCGCGUGCAUUCUCGCUGCGCUCGUGUCCGGUAUGCACCUGCUAAAGGAGGGUGUCAAAGCGGUUGAUGCGAUGGAGGUUGACGACGAGGUACAAGGGAUUGCUGACGUCAUUGGCGAGGACAAACUGGUCUCGCGUUCGCUGGAUCUGUCUGCUGCGAGCUCAGACUGCUCGCUACCCGAGCUGCUGAAGCUUGCUCACGAGAGUGCGCGGUUGUGCAUGUGCGAGGGCCGAACGGACAUCACGAGCCGUCCGAUCAACCGCUGCAAGGACUGUGGAUCAACCUCCUGUAUUCGGUGUGGGGGUCGGCCAGAGCACAACGCGUCGCUCGUGACCGAGACCCGCGUCCAUCCAUCGAAGUUUGCAGAUCAGAUCAAAGCGACGUUGCCGAUGUGUCUAGCAUUCGAGGGCAUCUCGAAAGAGCUGCUCGAUGCACUCAAGGGUGACGACGACUAUUCGGAGUCAUGGGCUGUCUCCGUGCAGCGCAUCGCUCAAGCAGAGCUGCGAUUCAUCGAGCCCAAGCGCCAGGAGAUCUGGGUCGCGUGCUACCAAUCUCCGUUUGCGCAGCUGGAACUGCAUUUACAUCCGCAGCAGCCCGAGUGGCGGCUGUACGCCAAAGCCGGCGAGACAGAGCCGGCGAGAGCAGAGAUCCGUAAGAUCCUCAAGGCGCCUGUGGCUCGAUUGCGCUGCUCAGAUGGCCUCUUCUCCGGCGCUUGGGAAGUCUGCUUGCCUCAGUUCUCGAGCGCGCAGGUCGAGAUCUCUGGGGAAGGCGAACUGGUUCCAUCCUGGGAAACGAGGCUGGGCUUGACGGACGAUGAGUUCCGGGACAAGAAGGUGUACUCGAAGCUGCGGAUUAGUGCUCCGUCCAACACUCAAUUCGAUCGUGAUAUCUCGGGCGUGUACACGCUUUUGGAUCAAUGCGGGACCGCCAACGGAGCACUGCAUCGCAAAGAGGAGGAUCUGCACUCCAGUUCCCCGCCUUUGUUCAUGCUGCUCGACCCAGAACGCACGACUGAGGACAACGACUCUUUUGUCUUCUCAAUCAGCCCUCGACGGUACGAGUUCGGCGAAUCCCGGCCCAUCGUCGGGAUCUUGGACUCGAAGUGGCGCCCGUCAGACACGACCAAAGUGAGCAAGGUCAUAUGUCGGUUCCCCAUUUGGAAAACCUCGGACAGUCUCCGGCUUGUGCCUACACAUCAUCCCGACGCCCGAUAUGCAGUCCCACAGGACGUGCUUCAGCUGACGCACGACGCUUGCGGGAAUCCCUCCGCUGUGUUGGUCUGUCGGGUGCCUCUUCCUGGCGAAACGGGCCCGGAAUGGCCCCGCGGGAAGUGGGGACAGAUAGACAAGGUGUCCGAGCGGCCUGUAUUCCGCAAGUUGGCGUGGCUGCUCGAGCGGAUCCGACACAUCGACGAUCGUUUCUCGGGCACAUGGCACACACUCGAUCUCCCCGACCACUUCCACCACUGUGACCGCUGUGCACCGCGGCCACCCAAGCUAGAAUGGGUGCAGACGGGAAAGAACAAGACUGUUGCUCUGGAAGAUUCAAUCCAGGCCGGCGCUUACGAGCGCAGUCUCAAAACACGACCCAGUCCGUUCGUGACACAGCUGAUGAUCGACCCAGCAGCUGCCGAUCUAGCGACUGUCCGUGUCGGCUUCAACGCCCCGACCCUCGUCCACCGCGCCCUCUCCCGUCUUCCGACCGCGAACCGUCCCGAGCGGCCCGAGGUCUCGUGGAAGCUGAACACAAGCUACGUCGCGACUGUGAACAGGACCCUGCCCAAAUUUGUCAUCAAGAGCAACAAGCAAGACCAGGAGCACACGCAGCCGCCCAACUUCAAGACAGAAAUGACUCUGCGCCCGGAGCAGUUGCGCUCGCUACACUGGAUGAUUCAGCAGGAAUCUUCCGAUGCGGGCCCGUUCCUGGAGGAAGAGAUCUCCGAGGCCAUGCUCCCGUCUCUCGGCUGGCGCGCCGAAGGCCGCGCGACGCGCAAAGUGCAUCUGCGAGGCGGUGUUCUUGCCGAUGCAGUUGGGUACGGCAAAACAGCCAUCACGCUCGGGCUGAUCGACUGCAACGCGAAAUCGGUGGCGAAAGAGUUCAAGAAAGCCGAGCAGACCGGGGCGAUGGCUGGCAAGAUCCGCACGAAAGCGACAUUGAUAGUGCCUUACAAAGUGUCGAUCGAGGACAUCCAAGAUGCGGAUCUGGUGAUCGUUGCCUCCAGUCUGCAGAAAGGCACGGCGUACCUCGAUAGUCUGGAGCUGCUCGCGGCGAACGGGUCUCUGCCACCCUCGGCGUCCGGCGGUCGGCACUUCAAUGCAAGGCUGGAUGAAGUAUGCGAGUCGUUGAAGAAGCAAGUGGAUCGGUUGAGGGACGAGGGCUCCAAGGCCGUGUUGGACGAGAUCAAGGAGGCUCAGAUCGCUGAAGAAAAGGCUGCCCAGGCUCGGAUUCUGCUGAAGCGACUCAAGGGUCGUGCCUACCGCGAGGCCCAGGAAGCCAAGGCCAAAGCUGCUGUGGCAGAGCUUGUCGAUGACCAGAUGGAUGUCGACGAGCACCCGUCGCCCACAUCCUCCAAUUCACGCAAGGUUGAAGUUGUUAUCCCCCUUCCUCCAGGCCGCCGUGCUGGCAAAGAGAUGCCGCUGGCAGACUCUGACUCCGACGACGAGGAGAACAACCCAAACGGUCUCGCCGUGCCGCCGCCAAGAAGGUUGCCACGAUCGUUAUCUCAGAUGACGAGGAAGACGAUGAGCCCCCAAGAAGCAGCAGCCAAGGCCAAAGCUCAGGCUGAGAAACGACCCUUGAAGCGGCGAAAAUCUAGUACGACCGACAACGACUCGGAGGACUCGGAGACCAGCGGCCGGCCAGCUAAAAAGCAGAAACAACGAGUGAUCUCUGAUCCAUGGAAGCUCGACACGGCGAAAACGCGGAAAGACUGGACGCAGAUGCUCGCGCCUCCGCUGGAGAUGUUCCAUUUUGCGCGCAAGGUCGUCGACGAGUACACGUACCUGGACGGCAAGGUGCACACACUCGUCACCCAUCUCACUGCGGAGCGACACUGGACGAUCUCGGCCUUCCUGGGGCUUCAUCUCGGCAUCGACGACGACGGCGAGGGCCAAUCGACCGAAGUCAAGAAGCGGAAGCGGGAGCAGACGGAUGCGGAGAAGUUCCACUCUUUCCGGGAGGUGCACUCGCUCGAGUGGCAUGCCAAUCGACAUGAGCUGGGACAGCGCUUCCUCGAUCGCUUCGUGCGCCAGAACGUGCCCGAGAUCGACGAGAUCCCGUUCGAGGACAAGGUGGUCGAGAUCGUGCUGCCCGCUGCCGAACGCGCGAUCUACCUGGAGCUCGAGCACCACCUGCGGGCGCUGGACAUGACGAUCAAGCGCGGGAAGAAGAGCGACAGCGAUCGCGAGAAGCGGCUGAACAAGUCGCUGGGCGACAGCAAGUCUGCGGAGGAGGCCCUACUGAAGCGCUGCUCCCAUUUCGACCUCGACACGAAAAACGAGAAUGCCAUGAAAGCCUGCGGUCAAGGCGGUGUCAAAAAGGAGAAGGAGCUCGGCACUCUCCCCGAGGAGUCUAUUUUCUCGAUCUGGGUCCGGUCGAUGACAGACACAGGCGUCGAUGACGUCGAUGCGACCACCCACAUCCGCGAAAUCCUUGAACAAGCCGACGUGGCCUCGAUGAAGAAACACCGGAAAUCCGGCCCGGACAAGCUCACCGGCAAAGUC
Messenger RNA from Mycena citricolor, 6725 nucleotides. NCBI's taxonomy places the organism in Eukaryota, Fungi, Basidiomycota, Agaricomycetes, Agaricales, Mycenaceae. The record is from the annotation of a GenBank genome assembly.